Podarcis lilfordi (Lilford's wall lizard) is the source of this 327-nucleotide messenger RNA. Lineage: Eukaryota; Metazoa; Chordata; Lepidosauria; Squamata; Lacertidae. The record is from the annotation of a GenBank genome assembly.
AUGUGUGGACUGUGGAAAGUCAGCCAGAGGCCAAGCCUGUGUACGCAUGAGAGGACCCACCUGGGCAAGAGGCUCUACCUGUGUGUCAAGUGCGAGAAGAGCUUCCAGAACAGCUCCAACCUGAAGUCACACCGAAGGGCCCACUCCAAAGUGAAGUCUUGCAGGUGCUCGGAGUGUGGGAAAAGCUUCCUGGGGAGUUUGGAUCUUAGCAGACAUCAGAGAUUCCACACAGGAGAGAGCUCACGAGCAGCCCAAUUAUUUGGAAAACUUAUUUUAAAUAAACAGUGGUUUUGCACAGUGCUGGCUUUGUUCACUGUUGGCUGUUGA